ACUGGCAGCAUCCUGCACAAUGCACAGCGGACAGCAGAGCAGAGACAGCGCUGCCAGGGAGGAGUCCUGAGCCCACCAGGAGCCCCUUGGCACUGCCCCACUCUCCUUGCCCGUCUGGGGAUCCCCUGCUGCCUGACAUGCCCCUUCCUUCACUGCUCUGCUGGGUGCAGUGAGGAGGAAGAAGAGCGGCUGCCCCAGCCAUCCCUGCACAGGCGGCAGUGCACACCACACACAUACCCGGGCGGCACACAGCCUGGCACCCGCAGCACUGCAGAGCCUCCCACGCCUCCCUCCUCUCCGCACGGUUCUGCAUGGUGCUUUCGGGAGGCAGGGUGGAAAAUCCAGCAUGAGACGAGGAUGAUGCCAGCAAGGAAAGGUCCGGAGAGCAGAUACCCCCUGCACUAUUUAGUAUGGCACAAUAAAUGCCGGGAGCUGGAGAAGGAGCUUUCCGAGAGGCAGGACCAGAUUGAACAGGUGGAUCCACGGGGACGGACCCCCCUCCAUCUGGCUACAACAUUAGGUCACCUGGAGUGUGCCAAAGUGCUGCUCAACCAUGGUGCAGAUGUCAGCAAAGAGAACCGCAAUGGAUGGACAGUGCUUCAGGAGGCUGUCAGCACACGUGACCUAGAGCUGGUCCGGCUAGUUUUGCGGCACCGUGACUACCAAAGGACCAUUAAACGCCUGGCAGGGAUACCUGUGCUACUGGAGAAGUUACGCAAGGCACAGGACUUUUAUGUAGAAAUGAAAUGGGAGUUUACCAGUUGGGUGCCCCUGGUCUCCAAGAUCUGCCCUAGUGACACUUACAAAGUUUGGAAAAGUGGGCAGAACCUGCGUGUGGACACAACACUACUUGGGUUUGAUCACAUGACUUGGCAACGAGGGAACCGUAGUUUUAUCUUCAGGGGACAAGAAACCAGCGCCGUGGUCAUGGAAAUCGAUCAUGACAGAAGAGUUGUCUUCUCUGAAACUCUGACUUUAGGUUCCCAGGACCAUGAAGUUUUGCUGGCUGCUGUGCAGCCCACUGAGGAACAGGCCAUGGGUCGCCUCACAGCCCCUGUGGUCACUACUCAGUUAGAUACCAAGAACAUUGCCUUUGAGAGAAAUAAAUCAGGAAUCCUUGGCUGGAGAAGCGAGAAAACUGAAGUUAUCAAUGGCUAUGAGGCAAAGGUAUAUGGGGCUUCCAAUGUAGAAUUAAUUACUAGAACCCGCACAGAACAUUUAUCAGACCAGCACAAAGGAAAAAGCAAAGGUAGUAAAACGCCUUUGCAGUCUUUCCUGGGGAUAGCUGAGCAGCAUGUAGGACCAAACAAUGGGCAGACAUUAAUCACCCAGACAUUUAGCCAGACUAACCCAACAGCCAUCACUCCAGAGGAAUACUUUGACCCUAAUUUUGAAUUGGGACAACGGGAUAUGGGGCGACCCAUGGAACUUACUACAAAAACUCAGAAGUUUAAAGCCAAACUCUGGUUGUGUGAAGACCACCCGUUGUCUUUGUCAGAACAGGUGGCACCAAUUAUUGACCUCAUGGCAAUAAGCAAUACACUUUUUGCUAAACUUCGUGAUUUUAUAACUCUCAGGCUACCCCCAGGAUUCCCUGUCAAAAUUGAAAUUCCCAUUUUUCACAUUUUGAAUGCACGCAUCACUUUCGGAAACCUGAAUGGAUGUGAUGAGCCUGUGUCAUCCCUUCGUCAAAGUCCCAGCAGCGAGGCCCCCUCCCCGAGCAGCGACUCCUGCAGUGUUAGCAGCACCAGCUCUAUAAAUUCUGGACGUGGCUGUGAGAUGGACCAGUCUUUAUUUGAGGCUCCUCGAGGUUACAGCAUGGUGGGCAGUUACCGUGAGACCAUGCGUGAGGAAGAAGAUGACCUACUUCAGUUUGCUAUCCAGCAGAGUUUACUAGAAGCUGGAAGUGAAUAUGACCAGGUGACCAUUUGGGAAGCUCUUACAAACAGCAAACCAGGAACUCACCCAAUGUCAAAUGAAGGUCGGAAAGGAGAAAGAACUCCCCAGCACACCCAGCGAUGCAGUCCCCCACAUUCUGUCUCCAGCAACACAUUCAGCACUUAUCAGGAGCAGCUGCGAAUAGCCAUGGAGCUCUCAGCCAAGGAGCUGGAGGAGGAGGAAAAGCUGAAGCAGCAGGAAGAGGAAGAGCUGGAAAGAAUUCUACAGCUCUCUCUUACUGAAAAAUAGCAGGGCAUCAACUUUACUAAACAGGCACCCAGGAUGUCUACUCAAACUGCCUAAGGGCUCACUUGGGAAGCCACAGAUAUAGACAUAUGUAUAAGAAAGAUUCAUCAGGAUGAGAAAUGGGUGCAGGUGGAGCUUCCUGUUACACACAAUGCAUUGCAACACGAGCCAGCGGACAGGGGUCACACACCACUGUAGCCUUUGUUGACAUGCUCCCUAUUCUUUCAUAUGUAGGAAGUGUCAAGUCAACUGAAGGAAGUCAACUGAACUCGCAGACACUGGGCACAAGCUCAGGUAUAGAUGUUGACCACCCAUCCAUUCUACCUUGGAUAGGUCUUCCUCUUUGCUGCUGGAGUAGAAAUAAUAAUGCUUAUAAAAUUGGUGAAUUGCAGGUUCUCCAACAGCAAAUUGGUUGCGUCCACAGUAUGGUACCUCCAGAUAUCUCUGACGACAGUUACCCAGCAGGAGACUGACUUCAUGUAUAACCAUGGCCUCCAUAUAGGGCUGUAGUGGAUGUGAUGAAUUCUGUUUGGGUCGUGUUCACAAUAUAUGUUCAUUUUUUAAUUAUCAGGCUCAGUUCUAUGUAAGUGGUUCCAGAUUAUGACAAAAAGUAUAUUAAAUGUGUAGGAGUCUGAAUGAAAGGACAAAGAGCAGCUUACCUCCUCUUUCUUCUAUUCCCCACAAAGGAUGCCAUGUUGUUGGAUAAUGUAAAACAGAUUCCACAAGUGAAUUACAAAUUGGGCUGUUUGAUGUAAAUUACAAUGUUAAUAAAGGAUC
Bufo bufo (common toad) is the source of this 2961-nucleotide messenger RNA. It is a transcript of the gene ANKRD13B, whose product is annotated as ankyrin repeat domain 13B. The record is from RefSeq and is a predicted model, not a curated record. NCBI's taxonomy places the organism in Eukaryota, Metazoa, Chordata, Amphibia, Anura, Bufonidae. The transcript has 15 exons. Gene Ontology annotation, molecular function: protein binding. The coding region runs from base 358 to 2187 and encodes 609 amino acids. Gene Ontology annotation, cellular component: cytoplasm.